Onychostoma macrolepis is the source of this 3283-nucleotide messenger RNA. RefSeq names its product SH2 domain containing 3Cb (gene sh2d3cb). NCBI's taxonomy places the organism in Eukaryota, Metazoa, Chordata, Actinopteri, Cypriniformes, Cyprinidae. Gene Ontology annotation, biological process: small GTPase-mediated signal transduction; positive regulation of peptidyl-serine phosphorylation. The record is from RefSeq and is a predicted model, not a curated record. Gene Ontology annotation, molecular function: guanyl-nucleotide exchange factor activity; phosphotyrosine residue binding. Bases 888 to 2813 code for a protein of 641 amino acids. The transcript is spliced from 11 exons.
ACAUUUAAAAAGUAUUUCAAUGUUUUUUAAUUAUGUUAAUAUGUGUCAAAUUUGACCUGAGCUUCACAUGGGUGCAGUUUCAGAACCAGUUUAAAAACUGCAUGACUUUUGAAAAAGACUCAUUGACUCAUUCUCAUUGUUCACAUCCCCACAUAUUUCUGAGAGUUUGCAUUACACUAUAUACUGCCCACGUCUGUUGCAAUUUCCUAAAUUGUCCUUGAGGAACUCCCCUUUUUAUUUACAAAGUUAUAAACAAUUCAUAUUUUAAAAUUAGUAUAUUCUUCUUACCGAAUGUCCACAUAUGAGCUUCAUUGAUGUGGAUGACAUUUUCACAUAGGCCUAGUAAAUAAGGUUAGCAUUAGCCUAUGUUUUGUUUAGUUUUGCCAUUUUUUAAACGCUAAAUUUUUUAAAAGUAAAAAAAGAAAAAGAAAAAAAGAGCUCUGUGCUUUAUCUGCAAGCUGAACCACUCAGAGACUGGCACAGGGAAUAAUACAAUGAUCUGAAUGAGACCAUGGGCAUGUGCGAGCCUCAGUUGGUAUUGCUAAACUGUCUAAACAAACGCUUUUGGCGUACAAUAACUGGCAUUUUGUGGGUAUGAUGAAAAUGCCAAGUUGUAGGGGGAGGGGUGAGAAAGAUACAGAAAAAAACGACGUCAUCAUGAGACACUGCAACAUUGUAGCAAAGAAUAAUAGACGCGCUGCGUGUCAAGUGUCAAAGAACUGUGCGUGAAAAGCACACAUGACAUGGACUCCCUCUCGCGGGACAAGCCUCAUGACCAUGCAGUGGUUAAUGACAGCUGAGGUUGUGUAAACAACUUUAAAACAUGGAAUGAAAGUGAAACUCUAUAGCAAUGAGUUCUACGCUGAUCGCUGAGGCAUUUAGGUCUCAUGGAAAACAGUGGUGUUUAUGUAAAGUUUUCUAAAGAGACAUGCCAACUGAAUUCUCCAUCAGACAAACUGAAGCAAGAGUUGGAACAAGAGUUGAAAUUAAGCAGCUGUAACUUAUCAAGUCAUGGCUGGUACCAUGGUUGCAUACCUUGGGAGGUUUCUGAGUCUCUUGUGCAACUGGAUGGGGAUUUUCUAGUCCGUGACUCCCUCACUAGCAUUGGAGACUAUGUCUUAACCUGCUGCUGGAACCAGAAAGCUUUUCAUUUCCUCAUCCACAAGGUUCUGCUCAGAUCUUAUGAGACAUAUACCCGCACACAGUACUUUCUGGAGGAGGAAGCGUUUGAUUCCCUGCCAGCACUGGUUCAUUCCUAUGUUGGAAAUAAAAGGCCUCUGACAAAGCAGAGUGGUGCCUACAUUUACUCACCAGUUAAAAGGACACUUCCACUAAGAUACCUAGAAACCAUGUUUGGACUUCCAAGUGUAGAAAACAGCCCAGUAAACUCACCAACCAGACAGAACGGAAGCCAAAAGAAGAGGGAAAGCAUUACUGUGACAGAGGCUUUGGAAAUUGAGCUGAUAAGACCACAGAGUGAUGUUGUGAGGAGUUUUGAAGGUACCAUAGAGCAGCGCGCUGUUGUGUCAACCUCCCCUAUAAUAUUGAGCACAUUAGCCAGGCGGCGACAAAGCCCCUCUGAAAACAGGAAGUUUGUGAUAGUUCCUUCAUCACCUGUUCUCCAAAAGUCCAGUGAAAUACGGCUUUGUUCUUCUCCCCCUGAAAACACUCUCAUAUAUUUGGAGCCAACAGUACAUCUUCUGUCCUCCAUUACACAUUCCCAUCAAAACAACAGAGAAGCAAACCAUGCCCAAAAUGACCCAGCAAUUUCUCAAGCUGACCCUGUGGCUACAAAUCAUCCCUUUGUAAGACAUGAAAUGCAGACUUUGGAUUGCAGAGAGGAGUAUGAUGAGGAUUAUUUAGUGCCUUUCACCAUGGACACAGUUUCCUGUUUCAAAGCUAGUGUGUACCAGUCACCACUGAUGCCCCCAGAAAAUAAACCUUUGGAGACCAGAACACUGAAAAAAGUGAAGGAUGUCCUGUUUGAAGCGGAUAUAAAGACAAUGGCAAUGCAUAUCACCAAAGUUGACUGCAUAGUUGCUCGAAUUCUGGAUACAUCUGAUGAUAUGAUGAAAGGGAUGGGGGUGAGUUCAGGAUUGGAGCUGCUUACCCUCCCACAUGGACAUCAUAUCCGUCAAGAUCUGCUUGAAAGGUUCCACACCAUGUCCAUAAUGCUGGCUGUUCAGCUGCUGGGCUGCACGGGCAGCGCUGAUGAAAGAGCCACCCUGCUGCAUAGAGCCAUCUGCCUGGCCUCUGAACUCAAGAGCAGUUUGGGCAAUUUGUUUGGCUUUGCCACAGUUAUGAAAUGCCUUGAAUUACCACAGAUUGCUCGUUUGGAUGAGACAUGGACAGUUUUACGUCAGAAGUACACAGAAAGUGCUGUUCUUUAUGAGAAAACCCUUAGACCCUCAAUGAGGAUGAUGAAUGAUGGAGAAGAGAUAUGUAGACCCACAGACACAACUUUUCCCCAUGUGCUCCCUCUGCUGUCUCUUCUUGAAAGAAAUGUUGUGGCUCUUGAGGAGUCAGAGUCAUGGGAAAGUGCAGACACUGGAGUGGCCAUGGUCUUGAGCCAUCUGGAUGCUGCACGUACGAUCGCGUGCAAUGGGAGGAUCUUCAGUGCAAAUGCAGAGGCCAAACUGCAGGGAUUUCAGGAGGAAGCAGAUGUUUGGGAGGUCUUCCUCACAGAGUUUCAGAUGCGUCUUCUGUGGGGAAGCCGUGGAGUGGAAAGAAAUAAAGAUGAACGUUAUUCAAAGUUUGAUGAAGUGCUAACAGCUCUGUCCAACAGACUUGAGCUUUCCGACUCAGCAAAAUGAUAGAAUGGAUGACUGCUAGUCACAUACUAUUUUCAUAAUAUCCACUAUGUUUUAUGAAUUUAUUUGGUUACAUUGAUUUUUUUUGUUGUUGUUGUUGUUCAUAGGUUUAUAAAGGGGAUGUAUGUCUGCCACUGUAUAUAAACUCAACAUAUCUUGCAAUUUUAACUUAUUUGAUUUUCAAUGUUAUUUUUGUUUUAUAUAAUGUGUUAUUAUUUACUUGGUGUACAUAAAAUUCAUACCUAAAGUUAUAUUUUCAAAAUGAAAUAACCUUAACUAUGCUAAUAUUGUUAACUUUGAACUCUGAAGUAUGUGUUUAAUUGCACUGUUAUUGGUUCUUAUAAUCAGUAAUGACCAGAUAAUGGGUAAUAUUUACUCGUUGGUACACUUUUUGAAGAUUUUAAGUUUAUAUAUUUAACUCUAGCUAUUUCAUACUUACACAUUUUAAAAAUAAAUCAGAGCUGAUAUGCCUA